CUUCCCCCGUUCCCCUCAUGACUCUUGCACUGGUCGUGCCUUCCCCGACAUGUCGCAUACCUGAGCACAACCAACUUCUUUCCUCGCCAUCAUAUUCGCUCCUGGUCACUUCUUCCUCUCACCUCGUCCACUGUUUCCACGAACGUCGUUGCUGCAUCGACCAUGGCACCACGCAAGAAGACCGAAGAUAAGGAGAAGCCCGCACCGAAGGCCACGGGGGACGAGGCAGCCGAUAUGAUCCUCAACUACUUGCGGAGGGAGAAUCGUCCUUACUCGGCCAUCGACAUCUCCGCCAAUCUUCACAACGCAGUGACGAAAGCCGCCGCAGCUAAGAUACUCAAAGAUCUCCACGAGCGCAACGAGAUUGAAGGCCGAGCCGCCGGCAAGCAAAUCGUCUACCACGCCAUCCAGAACCCAGAAGACUCCAUCACCCUCGAAGCCCUCGCCGCCCUCGAGGCCAAAACAACCGACCUCCGCACCCGCACUGCCGUCCUCCAGUCCACCGCCAAAACCCUCCGCGCGACCCUCGCGACCCUCAACUCCACGCUCAGCACCGCCGACCUCGUCGCCGGAGUGACCGCGAUGGAGACCGAGAAGGCGGAGAUCCAGGGCAGGCUGGAGAGCUUGAGGGCGGGCAAGGCGAAGAAGGUGACGAAGCGGGAAAGAGACGAGGUGGAGAGCGCGUGGGAGAAGUGGGGCAAGAUGGCGCGGAAGAGGCAGAAGCUUAGCAAGGAGGUGUGGGAGUAUGUUGAUGCGUGUUUGGAUGAUGCGGGCCAGGACAGGGAGCAGAAGGCUGAGGUGAGGGAGAGCUUGGGGCUGGAUGAGUAGGGCGAUGGUCGCU
This is a messenger RNA of Paraphaeosphaeria sporulosa, 841 nucleotides long. RefSeq names its product TBPIP-domain-containing protein. NCBI's taxonomy places the organism in Eukaryota, Fungi, Ascomycota, Dothideomycetes, Pleosporales, Didymosphaeriaceae. Gene Ontology annotation, molecular function: recombinase activator activity; double-stranded DNA binding. The coding region runs from base 163 to 828 and encodes 221 amino acids. The record is from RefSeq and is a predicted model, not a curated record. Gene Ontology annotation, cellular component: condensed nuclear chromosome; DNA recombinase auxiliary factor complex. Gene Ontology annotation, biological process: homologous chromosome pairing at meiosis; meiotic joint molecule formation; meiotic strand invasion involved in reciprocal meiotic recombination. The transcript has 7 exons.